Messenger RNA from Rotaria sordida, 798 nucleotides. Lineage: Eukaryota; Metazoa; Rotifera; Eurotatoria; Philodinida; Philodinidae. The record is from the annotation of a GenBank genome assembly.
AUGCAUACAGCAUCUAUACUGCAAAAUGGAAAAGUCUUAGUUGCUGGUGGAUUUUGCUGUGAGUCUACUACUGAAUUGUAUGAUCCAUCGACAGGAAUGUGGACAUACACUGGUGAGUUGGCUGUUCGACGAAGUUUUCAUACAGCAACCGUAUUAAGAAAUGGAAAAGUGCUGGUUAGUGGCGGAAGUUUCGUUGGAACUGUUACUGAGCUCUAUGAUCCAUCAGAAGGUACCUGGGCAAGCACUGGUCGUCUGCAUUAUGAGCGAAAUGGACAUACAGCUUCCUUAUUAAAAAAUGGAAAAGUAUUGGUGACUGGUGGAAUCGGCGACGCUCAAAAUAGUGCUGAACUGUACAAUCCAUCCAAAGGACUUUGGGCAGAUACUGGUAGCAUGCAUCAGAAACGGAUUUAUCAUACAGCAACUGUAUUAAAAGAUGGAAAAGUGUUAGUGACGGGUGGAUUCAAUGACAGUUUUCCUGAUCGUACUGCUGAAUUGUAUGAUCCAUCAACAGAAACUUGGACAUUCACUGAUAGCAUGCACUAUGGACGAAGUUCUCAUCAAGCAACUCUUUUAACAAAUGGAAAAGUGUUAGUUACAGGUGGAUUUGGAUCUGUUGAUACAAAAAUAACUGAGUUAUAUGAUCCAUCGACAGAAACUUGGACAAUAACUGAUAGUAUGCAUUAUGAACGAAGAAGACAUACAGCAACUGUACUCAAAAAUGGGAAAGUCUUAGUCACUGGAGGCUAUAAUGAACAAGCUCUAAACAAGGCAGAACUUUUUUAUUUGAAAAAGAAGUAA